UUAACUGUCAAACUCAUUCGUCUAUCGACCGUUGGCGGGAAAAGUCGUUUCGAGGAAAAAAAAUAGUGCAAUUCUAUUUUCAAAAUGAAGGUUGUCGCUCUUGCUUUUCUGUUGGCUAUCGUGGUCAUUGUGGAUUGUUCCCAUACGUUUAUGGGUACCAAUGUCCUGAGGCCAUUGAUCUAUCAUCACAAUGUUGAAUACGGCUCCAAAGUCUUCAGGAAGAGGGUUGAGAACCUCUACUACUCCCUACCAGCUGUCCCAGCCAACGCUGGACGUUCGAUUCAGGGCAUCCUGGCCUUCGACAUGACUCACACUGGUGCAUCGGCCAACGUGACACAGGGCGGACUUGGCUUCAACUUCGUGAACCUUCGCAUGAAGAGUGACCGUGGAGAGAAGAUUCACUUUGACGUCUACAUUUACGCUUAAAUUAAAAAACAAACACAAUACGCUAGCGACACCUGUGGGGGCUUAGUCCGAGUUUUUCUUACGUUAACGCAAUGGACAUGUUUAUAACGUUCGGCAUUCUGAUUGGCCUGUUCCAAUUAAUCGACGAAUCAGAAGGCUAAACGUGGUAACGUUUCGAUCAUGUUAACGUAAAAAAAUGCUUCGCAUUAUGCCCUCUGGUGCUGCACACGUCCAAGCUACGGUAACUGCUUUCCAUCAGGCGAACCGCAAGCAUGGUAACACCCAAAAACGAGCAAAAUAAAAUCGCUGCCAUAUUCUCA
Spodoptera litura is the source of this 725-nucleotide messenger RNA. RefSeq lists its product as uncharacterized. The record is from RefSeq and is a predicted model, not a curated record. Lineage: Eukaryota; Metazoa; Arthropoda; Insecta; Lepidoptera; Noctuidae.